GCCUGUGCCAGCGGAAGUUCCAGAGCGGGGAGCUGGCCCCUCGGGCCGCAGUGGACCCCACCCGUCACCCUGUGGCCGCUCCAUCCGCGGCGGCUCGCGUUCCCCCCAGCGCUGACCGCCUUCCCGUGUGCCCGGCCCUGCGGCGAACCCCAGGGUGCCCCCGGCUUCCAGCGUGUGUCCUGAGCCCUUCUCUCCCGGCCGCGCACUCGCCCCGGAGAGGGCGGGCACAGCUGUGGACAAGCAGUCUGCUAGUGCUAGAGAUGGACGGCAGGAAGCUGGCCCCUCAGGGCAAGAAGCUGGAGUUGCAGGUCUCCCAAGAGCACAGGCGGCCCCCACUGUGUCCUACAGCAGCCUCUUGCCCGCCCAGUACCCAGAGCAGCGCUCAGCAGGGACUGCAGACUCAGGACUGGGUGAGCGAGCCGCCGGAGCGCAGGUGCCCGGGCCGCCACUGGAGUGUCAGCAUUGAUGAGCGCCGGCGGCUGGCCAUGCUGGGCGGCUGGGAGAGGCUGGGCGCCGCCGGGGGCCCACACCACUGCAGGGACAUCGUGCAGAUUGUGGCCCAGCUGGUGUCGGAGGACGUGGACAAGGAUGUGCUCUUUCCCCACCCGACAUGGUCCAGUGAGUCCACCAAUGCCUUCCAGACCUUUCUGGCCCGGAGUGCCCCUUUCUGGCAUAAUGUGACUUUCAAGGCCCAGGCCUCAAGGUCACCCCACUCCUAAGAGCCUGACUCAGACCAAUGUCUGUCUGCUAGUGCCUUUCCUUGGGGGCCCUGAGUUGGGGUGGCCUCUGCACCUUCUUCGUGCCCCAGCAGGGGGUCAAAACCAUCUACAAUGGUAAAACAGGCCUGGCAGGACCUGGCUCCAGACAGCCUGCAGCUCCUGAGGCCUUGGGGACCAGGCCAGGGGCCAUGGGAGGCCACCUAGGGGAAGGUUGCACUGCCCCAGCUCAGUCUAGGGGGGCCCUGGCAAGGCCUGGGUGGCAGGAGCUUGCCCUCUGGGCUGCUGGGAGGAGGCCUCAGGGCACCUCGGCCUGCCUGGGGUGCACUGGUGUCCCAGGAGACCCCACUGGCAGGCGCUGCCUAGAGACUCAGCUCCUUUGCUGGCCUGAUCUGGGGAACUGGGCACUUGCCUGCACCAGGCUGUGAGAUGGGCCAGGCAGAGUUCUCCAGGGGCAGGGUCUCACAGUGGUUCCUGCCUCUGAAGACCCAGCAGGGCACAUGGGCCCCCAGAGGUGCUGUGGUGGGAAGCAGCAAGCCUGGGGGUCCAACGUGGUACCCGGCACAGAGGGAGGCUUUGUGGAGACGGAGAUGCCCUCUGGCCUCUGGAUGGUGGUGAGGGUGGUGGACAAGGGCCAAGAGGGCAGCCUGCAUAGGAGGGCUGGGCAACUGUGAGGAGCCAGCUUGAGCAGGGGCCUAUGGGCUGUGGCCCUCAGGGUGACUCCCUUGUUUACAGGCCGUAGGGUCCUCAGGAGGGUCCUGAGCUGGGGUGUGUGUCGCAGCUGCAUUUUGGGGACACUGAGUUGCAGGGGGACUGCUUUGGGAAGCAGGGCAGGAGGGCUGUGAGCAUGGGUUCCCAGCCUGGGGUGGGUGGGAGUGGGGAAAGGGCCCUGGACCCUUGACUGUUAGGGGCCUGACUGGGCUUCUGUGGAGGUGGCUGGGUGGAAGAGGCUUCGGGGCAAGCAGAGGUGAUCACUCCUGAGCCCCAGGUGAGGGCAGGAGCCAGGCCCAUGCGGCAGCCUGGACAGCACAUGCUGGCUGUGCUGUCCACCUGGACCCCACCCCCACUUCCUGCUGCUGAGAAGCCACCUAACUGCUCUGCCAGCCCUGCUUCCCUGACACUGGACCCCUGGCCUGACCUGAAUCCUCUGCACCUGCCUGUCUCCCCUUCUUACUGUAAGACUCAGUGAAAUUCCCUCCUCCUUCAGGAAACCUUCCAAGAUGACACAGCCAGGUGUCCCCCUUCUCUCCUGAGUCCUCUGAAUGUCAUUUGGUGCACCCUAGGGAUCCUCUGCAUUUCUCAGGAGCCCUAGGGUGCAUGGAUGGAGGGCAGACUCUCCAGGGGUGACGGCAGGUGUCCUUAAGGAUGUGGGAGAGUUUUAGGCAGGGCAUUGGGGCCAUCAUGACCCCCUCUCUGAGGCCCCUGAUGAUGAAGUGGGGAAUGGGGUUCCAUGGACCGAGCUCUGUGGCAGGCAGGAAGAUGUGGGUGAGCCCUGCACCCUGAGGCAUAAGCACGGCAGAGUGGAGCUGACAGGUAAGCAGUUGCCAUGGGGGUGACGAGCUGGGCCAUCCUCUGUUGCUGAGUGGCUUUAAAGGAUCCUGGUUGUUAUGGCUGUGAUGUGGGGGUGGGCUGGGAUCAUCCCACCAGCUCUCCUGCUGUCGUUUGGGCGUCUCCUGAGGCUGCUGGGGACGCUGGGGAGGCUGACCUUUCUGCUCCAUGAGAUCUCCCUGCAGAGCACCUUCCCCAGGCAGCAGCAGAGGCAAAGCCCUGGCCUCCUUCAGGCUGAGACGCAGAGCCGGCCUCCUGGUGGAUAAGGUGGCCACAGGGCCAGCCAGCGGCAGGGGUCCUGGCACUGAGAGGCACAGGCCUCUCCCACAGAGGUGGUGCUGGGACGGGGCAGCGCCUGCAGACUGCUUGGCUUGUCACAACUGGGAUCUGUGUACUAGUUUUCUGUAGCUGCCAUAAAAAUUGCCACACAUGC
This is a messenger RNA of Saimiri boliviensis boliviensis (Bolivian squirrel monkey), 2697 nucleotides long. NCBI's taxonomy places the organism in Eukaryota, Metazoa, Chordata, Mammalia, Primates, Cebidae. The record is from RefSeq and is a predicted model, not a curated record.